GCUUCUUUCUCUUCUCUGGCCUCUUCUCGUCGACGAUAUAUAUACCUCUGCUUUCCUCUUCCUCCUCUGCUGCUCUCCUCUGCCUCUCCUCUGCUUUGCCUUGUCUUUUGCCCACUCCCAAUGCUGUCCUCGUCCUCCUCAUUCAACUCCCCAGACUACAAGCUCUCCUCCCUCCAAAACCCUCCUUUGAACACACCUUCCAAUGCUGAUCCAGACCACUCAACCUCGCUAAUAUUGUCCAACAUCUUUGGCUCAAAUAUAACCUCCUGGUCCUUCUCUGAAAACUUGUUGAACCAGGUCAUAAUCCUCAAACAGGAACAGGAGCGAACAAAGCAGGACUACUACAAAUGCGAAUCAAUAAACAGAUCCCUAAAACUACUAAACAAUGCCAUCACCAACAAAAUCCCUUUGAAUUUAAUUCCUCUUUUAUUCAUCAACAACUCUCCACAAAACAACCCUAACCAACCCAAUAAUUCCAAUCUUAAAACUGAUAUCAACAGCAAUAUCAAAUCCUAUCUAUCCUCAAUAGACGAUGAGCUAACCUCUCCCUCCAACACUUUCAAUAUAUCUCAAAAUAACUAUAAAUUCGGUAUGACCAACCCUAACUUCAACCAAAAUCAAAAUCAAAUUCAAAACACAAUUCCUUCAAAUAAAACUCCCAAUAAUAAUCCCAAUAAUAAUCCCUCUAUCACCACUUCUAAUACCAAUAACAAUGUCAAAAAUAACCCCAAACCUUUGUCGACAAUCAACUUAAAUAACUCAAUAAAUCAUAAACGCCACAAUUCUUUACCUCUAAAAUCUUCAAUAUCAACCAACAAUAACAACACAAACACCACUAACACUCUAACCCCAAUCUCAACCUCAACUUCAACUUCAAAACCAGUAUCAAUGUCCUCUUUACAGCAUAUAAUCCAAUUUAACCAAUGGCAGUCAGAAAACCCAGCUCUUUUAAUCAACCAAUCAAAAAAAGAGUUGUAUAUCAAAGACAAAGAAAAAGAUAAAGAUAAAGACAAAGACAAAGAUAAAGAUUCAAUUAAAGAUCAAAAUAAACUAAAAAGAUCAAACUCAACUCUAAAAAGAAGAAGAUCAAAUUCUGAUAUAACAAAUCGUUCCUCAAACCCAAACAAAUUUAAAAAUACACAACCUUUCAAUUUCAAUACAAUUAAUUUAAAUCAUCCAAUCAAUAACAACAAUACCAACAAUACCAACAAAAUCAUCAAUAAUAACCAACCGAAUCACACUCUAAAACAAAAUAAUAUAUCAAAGAUUAAAUCUCUUCACUCCAGAACUCAAUCUGAAAAUCUAUACUCUUUAAAAGACUUUAACCACUACAGUCUUCCCAAUAUCACUUCUUUCAACACCACAAACCAAAUAUCUAAUCAUCAAAUUUCUAACCAUCAGAAUUUCAUUAAUUCUCAUUCAUUUAAACCCAUUUCCAAACCUACUUCAUCCAAUUCUUCCAACUCUUCAGUUACCCCUCCUCCGAACCAAAUCAAUAAUAUAAACAACAACAUUAAUAAUAUAAAUAACAGUAUAAAUAAUAAUAUAAAAAAGAAAAAUAAUUUUAAUGGUUUAUCUGAUCUAGCCGAAGUAGCAAUCUCAAUGUCUUCAAACCAAAACCAAAACCAAAAUAAUAAUCAAAAUAAUAAUCAAAAUAAUAAUCAAAAUAAUUCAAAUCAAAUAUCAAAUGAUAAUAACUCCAAAAUUAAUUCAAACAUCAACAUAAAUCUAAAUGACCAAAAAAAGAAAAACUCAAAAAGUCCUCAUUUCGCUAAUAUUCUAAGGUCUCCAAUGAAAGCCUUCUCUUAAUUCUACUCAGUCAUUAUCUUCAUCAUCUUAUCUUAUCUUUUCUUUUGUUUAUAUUUUAUAUAUUUAUAUUUAUGCCUUCCGUUCUUUUAAUUCAUACCAUCACUCAUUUAUUUUUUGUUAUGUUUUUUGUUUUUUUUUCAUCUGUUCUGUUUCAUUUUGCAAUAAACGGUUUUUCUUCCUCUUUUUGUUUA
This is a messenger RNA of Ascoidea rubescens DSM 1968, 2000 nucleotides long. RefSeq lists its product as uncharacterized. The record is from RefSeq and is a predicted model, not a curated record. The coding region runs from base 121 to 1809 and encodes 562 amino acids. The transcript has a single exon. Lineage: Eukaryota; Fungi; Ascomycota; Saccharomycetes; Ascoideales; Ascoideaceae.